AUGUGGGAAGCCACAAACCGCCCCUGGAAAGAUGCCCUCAAAGAGCUGGCGCCCAAAGCCAAGAAGAAGGGACACGGCGGGCGCGAGGCCAAGAAGGACCUGAAGAUUAAGAACAUGGGCUCGUGGGCAAGCUUGGUGCAGAAGCACCCCACCACGCCGUCCUCCACGGCCAAGUCCUCCAGCGACAGCUUCGAGCAGUUCAAGCGGGCGGCGCGGGAGAAGGAGGAGCGCGAGAAGGCGCUGAAGGCCCAGGCCGAGCAGGUGGAGCGCGAGAAGGAGCGGCUGCGGCGGGAGCAAGAGCGCAUGAGGAGCCGCGACGACGAGGACGCCCUGGAGCAGGCGCGCCGGGUGCACGAGGAGGUCCGCCGGCGCCAGGAGCAGCAGCAACAACAGCAGCAGCAGCAACAACAGCAGCAGCAACAACCGCAGCAGCAGCAACAGGCGGCGCCGGCGCAACAGGCGGCGCCGGCGGCGGCCCCGGCGCAGAGCUCCCAGGCGCCCUCCUCCCAAUCCAUGCUGGAUCAGCAGCGGGAGAUGGCCCGGAAGCGGGAGCAGGAGCGGCGGCGCCGGGAGGCGAUGGCGGCCACCAUCGACAUGAAUUUCCAGAGCGACCUCUUGGCAAUAUUCGAGGAAAACCUUUUCUAAGGAGCCGCCCGGCGCCCCCAGCCCCCUUCCC
Nothoprocta perdicaria is the source of this 676-nucleotide messenger RNA. Its product is annotated as bromodomain-containing protein 4-like. The record is from RefSeq and is a predicted model, not a curated record. Bases 1 to 645 code for a protein of 214 amino acids. Gene Ontology annotation, biological process: chromatin remodeling; positive regulation of transcription elongation by RNA polymerase II. The transcript is spliced from 6 exons. NCBI's taxonomy places the organism in Eukaryota, Metazoa, Chordata, Aves, Tinamiformes, Tinamidae. Gene Ontology annotation, cellular component: chromatin; nucleus.